UAUUAGUCACAAUUUAUUUUAUCUCUGAUGUUUCUCUGUGCUUUUAUUGUUGAACCAUCAGAUUUAUUUUAUUCUGUUAGAACUUAGUAUGAAAAAUUAAAAAACCGGAAGUGCAGAAGCAGAAACAGCCGAAGAAGAAGAGGUCCGCCUGCUAACAGUUAGCCUGUUAGCUCCUCCGUCAUGGCGGAACUAAACAGACAGCUGCAGGAGUACCUGGCCCAGUCCAAGGGCGGCGGGGCCCGGACCAUCUCCCAGUCCAGCUCCAGCACCACGGUAGACAUGGACAACCAGGACCCGGUGACGGGGAGCUGGUUCGGGCGGUGGUCGAGCCCGUGGUCCGGGAGCCGCAGCGGCAGUCCGUCCGGCUCAAACUCCAGCGGGAGCAGCGGGUUUUCCUGGCCGUGGUCGGCCGAGCCGGACCCCUGCCUGCCGGGCAUGAGCCGCCGGCAGCGGCUGGUGGCCUGCGGGGUCUGCGUGUCGUUCUCGGCGCUGUGCUUCGGACUGUCGGCGCUCUACGCCCCGCUGCUGCUGCUCUACGCCCGCAAGUUCGCCCUGCUAUGGUCACUUGGGUCGCUGUUCGCCAUCGCGGCGGCGGCGGUUCUGCGCGGCCCCAGCCGGCUGGCCGCUGGCCUGCCCACCUCCCCCGGAGCCUUGCUCUACCUCUGCGCACUGGGCGGGACUCUAUACGCGGCGCUCAGCCUCCACAGCACCGUGUUGACGGCGCUGGGAGCCGCGCUGCAGGUCGCCGUCAUCGUCGGGUCCGUAGUGUCGCUGCUGCCCGGGGGCAGCGCCGGGAUCCGCUUCAUGGGGGGGAUGGCGGCGUCCGCCUUAAAGAGGACCGUCACCGGGAAAACCAUGCCGAUCUGACCGGUGCCCGGGCGUCCCACACCGGGCAGACCUCACUGACCCACUGCGGGGUGACACGGGGGUCAGGGGCCGCUGAGGGCCCCACAGGGACCUCUGUCGAACGGACCCUAAUCCCGAACUCUGACCUGCAGGACGGACCCUAAUCCCUGACCUGCGGGGUGGACAUAUUGCUACUGUUCAGAGGACCAAAUAAAGUUUAAUAUGUUUGAACUGUGAAACUUUUAUUUUCUCUGGUGUACUUUUAAUGUUUUUGUGUGAGUGAAGAGAUUCUUUAAUACUGUAAAUAAAAAUCUAAACAUGUCUUUAAUGUA
Messenger RNA from Centropristis striata (black sea bass), 1178 nucleotides. RefSeq names its product SFT2 domain containing 3 (gene sft2d3). Lineage: Eukaryota; Metazoa; Chordata; Actinopteri; Perciformes; Serranidae. Gene Ontology annotation, cellular component: membrane. Gene Ontology annotation, biological process: vesicle-mediated transport. The record is from RefSeq and is a predicted model, not a curated record. Bases 181 to 867 code for a protein of 228 amino acids. The transcript is spliced from 2 exons.